This is a messenger RNA of Anas platyrhynchos (mallard), 3370 nucleotides long. RefSeq names its product IKAROS family zinc finger 4 (gene IKZF4). The record is from RefSeq and is a predicted model, not a curated record. Gene Ontology annotation, molecular function: RNA polymerase II cis-regulatory region sequence-specific DNA binding; DNA-binding transcription factor activity. Lineage: Eukaryota; Metazoa; Chordata; Aves; Anseriformes; Anatidae. Gene Ontology annotation, biological process: regulation of transcription by RNA polymerase II.
CUGAGCCCCCCCCCGUCGCGCACGGGCCGGGGGGGGCCGCCCCGAGCCCUGCCGCAAAGUACCUUAAGGAUGGAUAUAGAAGACUGUAAUGGCCGAUCCUACAUAUCUGGCAGCGGGGAUUCCUCUCUGGAGAAGGAAUUCAGCUCGGCCAUCGUGGGACCCGCGGUGAGCACGCCCAACAGCCAGCACUCCUCCCCGAGCCGCUCGCUCAGUGCAAACUCGAUCAAGGUGGAGAUGUACAGCGAUGAGGAAGCCAGCCGGCUGCUGUCACAGGACGAGCGGAUGCUGGAGAAGGAGGACAGCGUGAUCGUGGAGGACUCGCUCUCGGAGCCCCUGGGCUACUGCGACGGGACGGGCCAGGAGCCGCACUCCCCGGGCGGCAUCCGGCUGCCCAACGGCAAGCUGAAAUGCGACAUCUGCGGCAUGGUGUGCAUCGGCCCCAACGUGCUGAUGGUGCACAAGCGCAGCCACACCGGAGAGCGGCCGUUCCACUGCAACCAGUGCGGAGCCUCCUUCACCCAGAAGGGAAACCUCCUGCGCCACAUCAAGCUGCACUCCGGCGAGAAGCCCUUCAAAUGUCCCUUCUGCAACUACGCCUGCCGCCGGCGGGACGCGCUCACCGGCCACCUGCGGACGCACUCCGUCUCCUCCCCCACAGUCGGCAAGCCCUACAAGUGCAACUACUGCGGCCGCAGCUACAAGCAGCAGAGCACGCUGGAGGAGCACAAGGAGCGGUGCCACAACUACCUGCAGAGUCUGAACACUGAACCGCAGUCGCUGGCCAGCCAGCAAGGUGACGAGAUGCGAGACCUGGAGAUAGUGCCGGACUCCCUGCUUCACCCCUCGUCCGAUCGGCCGACGUUUAUUGACCGGCUGGCGAACAGCCUCACCAAACGGAAACGAUCGACACCUCAGAAAUUCGUGGGGGAGAAGCAGAUGCGUUUCGCCCUCUCCGACCUCCCCUUCGACGUGAACGCCGGCUUCGAGAAGGACGUGGAGAUGGUCUCGGCCCACCACCCCCUGGACCCCUCCUACGGCAGCUCCCUGUCCCUGAUGGGCGGCGAGCACCUGCGCCCGCUCCGGCUGCCCCCCACAAACUGCAUCUCGGAGGUCACCCCCGUCAUCAGCUCCGUCUACACCCAGGUCCAGCCCCUGCCGGGCCGCCUGGAGAUGCCGGGGAGCCGGGAAGCCGCCGAGGGGCACGAGGACGCGGCGGACGGGGUGCAGGUGCUGUACCGGGGCCGGGAGCCGGGCGGCGUUUCGCCCAGCAACGGCUGCCAGGACUCGACGGACACCGAGAGCAACCACGAGGAGCGGACGUCGCAGCUGCCGGUGGGGAACUGCGCCAGCAGCCGCCAGAGCCCAGCCUACGCCAAAGAGGACCCCAAGGUGCCGGAGGGGCCCCCGGCCGCCCGCUCCACCCCCAGCUCAGCCAAAGACGCCCUGCGCGUGGUGAACGAGGACGGGGAGCAGAUCAGAGCCUUCAAGUGCGAGCACUGCCGCAUCCUCUUCCUCGACCACGUCAUGUUCACCAUCCACAUGGGCUGCCACGGCUUCAGAGACCCUUUCGAAUGCAACAUCUGUGGCUACCACAGCCAGGACCGGUACGAGUUCUCCUCCCACAUAGUGCGGGGCGAGCAUAAAGUCGGCUAAACCCCAACCCCCCCACCCCAAAAACCCUGAGCCCCCCAUCCCCAGCCCAACCCCACUCCUCCUCCUCUGUCUCUAGCUCAGCCCCUCCACCCUUAGGGCAUGGAACUGUUGGUUUUUCUUUUAUACUCCUUUGCACUGACUUUGGCUACAAAAAUAUUUAAAAAAAAUAAUCAAUAACUAAAAAAAAAAAAAAAAAAAAAAAAAAAAACCAACCCCGGAGAGGGGGAGCUCUUAACAAUUUGCCUUUUUAUAAAUGGAGUUAUUUAAAUAUUAACGGACUUUUUUGUGCUUUCCUCCCCCCCUCCACCUCCCUCCGUUAUUUAUUGAGCUGCUUAGUUUCUCUUUUUAUAACUUUUUCCACCCCCCCCAAAGUCUCGCUUGAAUUUCUGAGACUGGUCCCCCCCCCACCCCCCCCAAACCCCCAUCCCGGCCCCACUGGCCGGACCCAACCUCACUCUAGGUGCUAAAACCCCCCCCGGGCUGCCCCGCUCCGGCCGCUCCUGCCCUGGGGGUGCCGGGGGGGGCUCAUCAUGGGUUUAACACCGGGGCGGGGGCAAAACCAGGACCCCCUCCUCAUGGCGGGGGCUUUUUCGGCCCCCCACCCCGAGCCCACCCCAGUCCUGGGGGGCUCGGGGUCGCUCCUGAGAAAUGAAGGAAAACCAGAGCCCGGUGGGGCCGGGGCGAAGGCUCCGCUCUCCCUGCGGUUCCCUCCUCUUCCUCGCUGCCCCGGUGUCCCAGCUCGAGGGGCCCUGGGGGGGGGGGGGGGAGCUGCGUUUUUGGGGGGCGAUAACCAAAAACGGCGAGCGGGGGGGUGCUGAGGCCCCCCCCAGGCACCGAGGUCGCUCAGCAGCAGCUCGCCAGACUGCUCUCCUGAGGUCGAAACCAAAGGCUGUUCUUUUUUCUACGAAAACAAACAAAACCACCUCACGAGUCGGCAACGCCUGUUGCCCCGAUUUGUUCUUUUUUUUUUUUUUUUUGGCUUUUUUUUUCUUAAUUUUUCUUUUUUUUCCUUCUCCUUUCUUGCUUUUCCGUCGGCGGUGUUCGUGUCCGGGACGGCGACGGCGGCACCACGGGGACAGCUCCGCGGAGCCCCCCCAGGGACGAAGCUUCCCCAGCUUCGGGGGGCAGCCGCCUUUGGGGGGCUUCAGGGGGCUCAGGGGGGGAGGCACUCGGUGUCUGCCACCCCCUCCCCGCCGUGCCCCCCGUCCCCAAAAGGGGCUUCAGAAGCAGAGCCGGGAGCUCGGCCCCCCCUGAGCUCGGCCUUUUUCUUUCCGUCUCUUUUUUCUUUUACCCGUCAGAGAGUCUAAGACAAAUGUGGGACUUUUUUGUAAACCUGCAGGUCGCUUUCCUCGUGUAAAUAUCUAUAUUUUUUAAUCAGAUGUAUGAAGAACAAAACGAUGAUGUGCAAUACCCCCCCCCGCCCCCCCCCCCCCCCGGCUCCGGCCGCUCCUUCCCUUCCCGACGAGUUUUCAGUUGUAGAGCGUUCAUGAUGGAUUUGCUGUCGUCUCGGUUUUCCCCUUUUUUGUGAGGUUAGACUCGCUUUUGGACAAAAAACACCCCCCCCCAGCCCCCCCCCCACCCCCCCGAGCUCUUACCGCAGCAGCUUUUUGUAUCUGUAAGAUAUUGUAAGUACCUAUUUGUGUAAUGGAGAUCUACUACUGUAAGUUUUGUACUGUACUGGCUGAAGGUCUGUUAUAAAUAAACCGGAGUAAUUUAA